Messenger RNA from Carassius gibelio (silver crucian carp), 5367 nucleotides. RefSeq names its product rho GTPase-activating protein 15-like. Gene Ontology annotation, cellular component: cytoplasm. Gene Ontology annotation, biological process: regulation of GTPase activity; signal transduction. Gene Ontology annotation, molecular function: phospholipid binding; protein binding. The transcript has 20 exons. Lineage: Eukaryota; Metazoa; Chordata; Actinopteri; Cypriniformes; Cyprinidae. Bases 179 to 2626 code for a protein of 815 amino acids. The record is from RefSeq and is a predicted model, not a curated record.
ACAGCACCCAAACAGCCACGCCCCGCUCUGAGAGUUUGAGCUCGAGCGCAGUCCGCUUCACCGACACCUGGAAUACAGCGCGCGUGCACAUGCAGCUACCGAUCAUGGCACUCACGUCGUCUCGCUCCAGUGGUGUCCUUGUCCAACGAUCACCCUCCGUGUGUCUCUGAGAGGAACCAUGCUGUCGGGAAGCUGGCACCGUGGAACCGUGAUCUCGGGGUCCAGGCUGGGCAGUACUGUGGUUCUGGAGGCUCAGUAUGAUUACUCGUACCGUGCCACCGACGGCCGUCUGGUCUCCAUACACGAGGGCGAGUGCUUUCUGCUGCUGAGGAAGACCAAUGCGGACUGGUGGCAUGUGCAGAGGAUCGGGGUCGGCGCGAAGGUCAAACCCAUAUAUGUGCCGGCAACAUACGUCAUUGAGCUGCCGGUCAGCCAGUCCCGCCCCUUGCUGCCCUCCAGCCAAUCAGCAUCAGAGAACUUCAAGAUGAUUCCACGAGGUUCCCUCACACCCUGCAUGCAAACGCAUGGCUCAGCGCCUGAUAAGCAGUUCUGUCGUUCCAUGGAAAACCUAAACUUCAGCAGUGUCUUGAUGGACAAACACGCCGGCAGAGUUUCAGCAGGAGGACGUUUCCCGACGUUACCCUUCUCCGGUUAUUCAGCCUCGCCCUCGGGUCACCUCUCGGUUCCGGGCGUCCCGAUCGCCCGCAGUCAAAGCUCCAGCAACCUUCCCCAGAACCCAUACCAGAACCAGGCCCCGACUACAUCCUGCACCUGGGACAUGAGCACAGCCGCUCACAGACACACACAGGUACUCAUACAGAUCUCAUCAUCUGCCUACAUUUCCCAGAGUUCCCUGUCAGAGCAGGGGAAGCGGCAGUGGGCGGAGCCUCCCAAGCCGUUGCCGGGUCAACGACCCCUGCAGACGCUGCAGCUGUGGGAUCAAUACUGUGACCCCGGAACUGGACGCUGUUACUACAUCAACACCGUUACCGAGGAGCGCUCGUGGAAACCUCCGCGCCUAGCCCGCGAAAUCCACGCCCACCAAAAAAAGGUCGGGAUGGUUCAGCGUGACAUCAGGCACCUGUCGCUCCCAUUACAGAACUCAGGAAGCAGCUCAAUGCACAGGCUCUCGCCUGACCUCUCCUACAUUACCCAUGAUGCCAAUGGCUGGCAGCUGAGUCAGAGAAUGCAGCACGCGGCGUCUUCUGAAGCACUUAGCUCCGCCUCUGAUGCGUUAGGCGACGCCCAUUACAGAAGCUCCAUCAGCCAAUCCUACUCCAUGUUCCUCCCCUCACAGGAACAGAGAGCUUCUGCAAAUGGCAAGUCAGAUUACAGUCUGGAGGAAUCUGACAGCUCCACAGACACUGAAGGAGUCACACCGGAACUUGAAAAGUCCGGUCUGCUCAACAAAACCAAGAUAGCAGAAGGAGGCAGGAAACUGAGGAAAAACUGGAACCCGUCAUGGGUGGUGCUGGUGGGAAACAGUCUCGUCUUCUUCAAAGACCCCAAAAGCCAGAAUCCUGACAGCUGGAAGCCGGGGAACAGUCGUCCGGAGAGCAGCGUGGAUCUGAGAGGAUCUCAGCUUCAGUGGGCCAACGAUCUGUCCAGCAGAAAAAACGUCUUCAAGCUGAGGACGGUUACAGGAAAUGAAUUUUUGCUGCAGUCAGAGACAGAAUUGCUCAUCAGAGAAUGGUACAGAACCAUCCAAAAUGUCAUCGACAGGCUGGAUAAGGAGAAUCCUCUGGAUAACGUGCUGCAGUAUUCUCUGAGGAGAGCCGGAUCGGUGGAGAUGUUGGAUCAGAGCGGAGACGAGGACGAGACUCGCGGUGGAAAUAAGACCUCGUUGCCUCGCUCCGCGUCUAACCCGGAGAGCUCGGAGCACAAGCGUGUGAAGAGCCGCUUGAAGAAGCUGAUCCUCCGGAGACCUCCGCUGCAGACGCUGCAGGAGAAAGGACUCAUUAAAGAUCAGGUGUUCGGCUGUGGGCUGGAGCUGCUGUGUGAGCGCGAGAAGAGCUGCGUCCCUCAGUUCGUCAGGAAAUGCACCGAUACUGUGGAGAGGAGAGGUUUGGAGACUGAUGGGAUUUACAGAGUCAGCGGGAAUCUGGCCGUCAUUCAGAAACUGCGCUUCUCUGUCAAUCACGAGCGAGCCGUGACCACAGAUGGACGCUAUCUCUUCCCUGAGGAUUUAGUUCAAGAGCGUCUGGAUCUGGACGACCCGCAGUGGGAGGACAUCCACGUCAUCACCGGAGCGCUCAAGCUGUUCUUCAGAGAGCUGCCCGAGCCGCUCGUGCCCUACGAGUUCUUCCAGGACAUCGUGGAGACCGUCAAACUGUCUGAUCACGAGGAGAAGGUGGAGAGACUGAAGCUUCUGGUCCUCAGCAUGCCUCCGCCCAACCACCACACCCUACGACACAUGAUCCGACACCUCAGACGGGUGAUGGAGUGCUCCGACAGCAAUCGCAUGACCACGCAGAACAUCGGCAUCGUGUUCGGCCCCACGCUGAUGCGUCCCGAGAACGAGAGCGGAAACAUGGCCUUUAACAUGGUGUACCAGAACCAGGCCGUGGAGCUGCUGCUGAGCCAAUACCUGCAGAUCUUCGGAGACGAGCAGACGGGAGCUUCCUGAAACAAUCCCAGACUGCACUGGGACACGAGGACGAGUCUGGACACAGACUGCAGCAUGACUCCACAGACUCACCGGAGAUAUGAGAGAACACCACCGGCUCACGUGUCACAAAUAAUAAGAGUAAUAAAAAGAAAUAAUAUUUUGCAUGAAGAAAAUUAAUUUUUACGACCAUUAAGAUCACAUAAUAAUAUUGUCCUAUUUUUAAUUAAACACAUUUUCGACAUAAAUUCUCAAAGUCAUUUUACUUCUUUUUUUUACUUCUUCGUUUUUUAAUUUCUAAAAAAAAAAUAUAUUAGCAUAUUUUGCAUGAAGAAAAUGAAUUCUAAUUAGGAUUGACAGUAUGAUAUUAUUUUCAUCACAAUUAAAAUCAUAUUUUUUUUUUACAGAUAUUAUUUUAAUCACAUUUAAAAAAUGUUCAAAGCAUCCAGGCAUUUUGCUUAAUUUGUUUUGUUCUAAAAGAUAGACAUUAUAUUUUGCAUGAAGAAAAUUUUUUAAUAAUUAAUAAUAAGCUUUAUGCAAAAAUAUAAUUUCUUUCUUUUGAUGUUUUGAGUGACCUGGGAAUGUUCAUGACAGGUUUUUUUUUUUACUCAAAUGUAUUUGUGUAAGUGUGUGUGUGUUUGAGUCUGUGUGUGUGUGUGUGUGUGUGUGUGUGAUUCGUCUUUCAACUCUUCAGAUUUCAUCCCUAGUGCCUUUUAACAGUUUUCAUCUCAAAUGAUUCCCCGCUCAGAGCUCCUGCAGAUUUAAUGCAGAAGAACACACAGCACACACCGGCGUCAAUCAAAGCCACACGUCCCUCAGUAAUCAGGAAGAUCAGGAAGAUCAGGAAGAUCAGGAAGAUCAGGAAGAUCAGGAAGAUCAGUGCAGGUCACACGCUUCAGACGUUCAGUCGUCCUUUAAUCGGGAAAUAAAAGUGGAUGCAAUUCUCUCCAAAAUACGAUGCAAUUCCCUUUCCAUUGUUUCUAAUGCGUGUGUGUGUGUGUGAGAGAGAGAGCUUGUGAGUGUGUGUGUGUGAUUGAGUGAGUAGUAGUGUGUGUGUGUGUGUGUGUGUGCGUGAGCUUGUGUGUGUGUAUAUGCAUGUGUGUGUGUGUGUGUGUGUGCGUAUGCAUAUGUGUGUGUGUAUGCAUAUGUGUGUGCGUAUGCAUGUGUGUGUGUGUGUGUGUGUGCGUAUGCAUAUGUGUGUGUGUAUGCAUAUGUGUGUGUGUGUGCGUAUGCAUGUGUGUGUGUAUGCAUGUGUGUGUGUGUGUGUGUGUGCGUAUGCAACAAGUGUGUGUGUGUGUGUGUGUGUGUGUGUGCGUAUGCAUGUGUGUGUGUGUGUGUGUGUGUGUGUGUGUGUAUGCAAGUGUUUGUGUGUGCCUAUGGAUGUGUUUGUGUGUGUGUGUGUGUGUGUAUGCAUGUGUGUGUGUGUAUAUGCAAGUGUGUGUGUGUGUGUGUGUGCGUAUGCAAGUGUGUGUGUGUGUGUGUCUGCAUAUGUGUGUGUGUGUGUGUGUGUGUGUGUGUAUAUGCAAGUGUGUGUGUGUGUGUGUGUGUGUGUGCGUAUGCAUGUGUGUAUAUGCAAGUGUGUGUGUGCGUAUGCAUGUGUGUGUGUGUGUGUGUGUGUGUGUGCGUAUGCAUGUGUGUAUAUGCAAGUGUGUGUGUGCGUAUGCAUGUGUGUGUGUGUGUGUAUGCAAGUGUGUGUGUGUGUGUGUGUGCGUAUGCAAGUGUGUGUGUGUGCGUAUGCAUGUGUGUGUGUGUGUGUGUGUGUGUGUGUCUGCAUAUGUGUGUGUGUGUGUGUGUAUAUGCAAGUGUGUGUGUGUGUGUGUGUGUGUGUGCAUAUGCAUGUGUUUAUAUGCAAGUGUGUGUGUGCGUAUGCAUUUGUGUGUGUGUGUGUGCGUAUGCAUGUGUGUGUGUGCCAGUCUCAGCGCGGGUGGAGCUCUGCUGCCAUUUCUCCAAAACUCUGCUUUUAAUAACAGAACAAAAGAGGAACUAAAAAUGCAUAUGUUUAAAAAAUGUGCAUCCCCUCCCGCCCCACGCCGUGGUUUGGUAAUUUUAUAUGGACUGUGGCUUUGGCUCUCGACUAAAAGAGCCGGGCAGAAGAACAAGAACCGGGACCGCGUACACACAUUUUAAUGUUUGAUUUUAUAUAUUUAUUCAUUUUUAUUUUCUUAUUAUUUCAAUUCCACGAGGGGCCACAAAGAAGGUUUUCAGAGGAGAAGCAGAACAGAAAGGACUGAUGUUAUAUUAUAUUCUUCUUUAUUUCUGAAGGCAUGCGUUAUUAUGAACCUUCAUGGCCUUUCUAGAAAGAAGAAACAGAAUUCAUGCAACGGAAAUGCUCUCUUUGCUCAGAUUUCAUAUAUCUGAGCUGUCUGUUGUAUAUAAAACAGAACUGUGAAUAUCGGGCUAAACUUCUGGUUUUUGUGUUCUUUCAGAAGAAAUGGAGAGAAAAUGAAAGUUCACCUUUCAUUUGUAGGUGAACGAGUCUUUUAGAGAGAAACAGGUUUUCGUGAUUCAUUCAGGUUCAUCGUCUGACUCUCCUCAUGUUCUCUGUGUUUCUCCUACACUCGUGAAAUAUUAUAUUUUAAUAUGAGAGCUCUCAGUUUUGUGUGAAUGUUUCCUUUUCAUAAUCUGUCUAUUAUGAUGAAGACGACUAGUCAUAAAACAUCAGUUCAUCAGACCACAUCCAUAGUCAGAGUGACUUGCAUUUUCUCCCUUUAAAUAUUGUAUUUCAGAAUUAUGAUAAUAAAAACAGAAAAACUGUUUAGAAA